AUGUCUCACGGUGUCGAAAUUAUCACCACGCCUACGGGUGACACGGCCGGUACUACGCUCAUAUUUCGCACGUCAAGCAAACACUAUGUGUUUGGAAGUAUGGCAGAGGGCACACAGCGUGCCACGGUAGAACAGGGAGUCCGUCUGCUCAAGGCUCAGGACUUCUUCUUGACGGGAAAAGCCGAUUGGAAGAACAUGGGCGGAAUCAUGGGCAUGAUGCUCACACUAGCCGACUCGAGCACCUCCUCAUAUACCACUGCUAUGGAGAUAUUUCGCGAGGCUCAAAAGCGAGGCAAGAAGGGUGGGGGCCCACAGAAACCGCAUUUCGACAUCUACGGACCGCCCAACUUGAAGCAUAUGCUAGGCACUUGCCGGAGAUUCAUCUUCAGGAAGGGCUUGCCUAUCAACACGACCGAAUAUGGGAAUCAUGUGCAUGAGAAGGACGAGAAUGGUGCUAUAUUGCCGACCUGGCAGGACUCCAUGAUCAAAGUCUGGGCCCUUUCCGUGUCGCCCACCGUCUCUGAACACAAUGCGCAGGCGGAAGCUGAACUUGAGUCAAGACGGAGGCAUUUUGACACCAAACUCAACACAUUUGCGGGGUUCCAAGCUCCAGAGAAUGAGAGCCCGGAAGCGCGUGAAAAGCGGUAUGAUCAAAUACGGACAGCGACCAUUAAAUUCAUGUUCGAUUCGAAUUGGAGUUUUGACACACUUGUGGAACGACACAUUUCAGAGGUAGACAUGCCUGCUGCCAUGUUCAUCCGCGACCCAGCGACAAAAGGCUUUCAACCUUACCACGGCCCAAAGCCAGGCGGUUCAGAUCCUCUUCCUGACAUCACUGUUUGGACGCGGACACCAUGGCCGGGCGCCGGAAUCUUGGCUCUCCCGCCAACUAAACCUGCACCGGAAGCCAUCUCGUACAUUGUUAAAUCACACCCCGUCCGUGGCCAAUUUGAUGUCGCAAGCGCCAAAGCGCUGGGCGUCACUCCAGGACCGGACUAUGGGAAACUCACAAACGGGAUUCCGGUUAAGAAUGCAAAAGGAGAGUUGAUCCACCCAAACCAGGUCAUGGGACCCGACAGGCCCGGUCAGGGUAUCGCUAUUCUAGAUGUUCCCUCGGUCGCGUACGUCGAAAGUAUCGUGCGCAAAGAGGAGCUUAGUUCGCCAGAUGUCAUGACUGGAAUACGUGCCAUCGUUUGGAUGCUGGGCCCUGGUGUUGCAGGCCAUCCAGUUCUUACUGAAUUCAUGGAGAAACUGAGCGAUGUACAGCACUUCGUUUCGUCCGUAGAUACUGCCCCGAACCGUGUUUCGUUUAAUUCGGUCGCUGGCCAAGCUACACGACUGAACCUGAUUGAUCCUAAGAGGUACUCGACGCUCGUGUUUGACAGCACCGAAGUGCCGCAGAAGACUGUCCACAGGACCACUCCUGCAAGGACGUCAUCAUUACCACCAAAUAUCUUCGCUGCUGACCGAGGGUCUGCUCUACCAUCGAAAUAUCGCAAUGUCUCUGCUACAUUAGUGCGGGUACCGGGCGUUGGCAACUAUCUCCUUGAUUGCGGUGAGAACACUUUGGGACAAUUGUCGAGAGUGUUCUCCCACGAAGAGUUCGUUGACGUACUAAAGAAUCUGCGGAUGAUCUGGAUAAGUCACUUGCACGCCGACCAUCACUUGGGCACAGCAGCAGUAAUCAAAGCAUGGUAUCAGCUGGUACACAAUAGUGUCCCAAAUCCACAUACACUCGGUAACUCCACGGACGGCAUUGAUGUUAAAUCGUAUGGUCUCUCCGUCAUCUCACACAGAGGCAUGCUUCAAUGGCUCAAUGAGUACUCCUCCGUCGAGGACUUCGGAUAUAGCCGCAUUCUCCCCCUGCAACUCACGCCCAACGAAAAGGGAAAGAGCUCAACAUUAUCCGUCUUGAACUCUUUUGAAAAACUGGAAUCCGAGAACCCUAGCAUUCAUAGGCGGGAAUUCGAACAGCUGUUGGGUUUUGAAGACAUCCAAAGUGCCCAUGUAGCACAUUGCCACGGCUCCAUGGCUGUUACAUUCACGUUCCCACGAUCACCUUCAGACCCGGAAGACGUCAAGCCGCUCAAAGUCAGCUACUCGGGUGAUUGCAGACCGAGCUACCAUUUUGGUAGAGUUGGAGCGGAUACUACCGUUCUCAUCCACGAAGCUACCUUUGACGAUGAACUGAUAGGCGACGCAAAAGCGAAGAAACAUUCUACUACUUCUGAAGCUCUUGGUGUUGGUGAAAAGAUGAAUGCCAAAGCUGUCGUCCUUACGCACUUUAGCCAACGUUACCAGAAUAUCCCGGUCCUUCAACCUGUAGAAGACGAGCAAGCAGACAACUUACUCCCAGAGGAUGCCACGGAAGACGUUGUCGAUGACGAAGCUGAUGCUGACCCCACCACCGAGAACGCCGAUAAUAUGGACAUACACCCAGCUAAACCUUCAUUGCAACACCAACCUACUACUGGUGAGCGAGUGAUUAAGAUAAGGAACAAGGACAUGAAGGUCGCGAUCGCAUUUGACUACAUGCGCGUGAAAAUCGGGGAUAUAUGUGAGAUGGAAAAGUUCAACGAUGCGCUGAAUGCACUGCUCGUGACGGAGGAUGAGGAAGUGAAUGCAGAGGGCGAAGCGGAUGGCGCGGGUGCGAAUGCCAAUGGAAAGCGGGUGAGUGAGGACGACGGGGAUGGCAAAACCAACGGAAAGAAAAAGCAGAAGAAGCAAAAAGAGAAGAACAAGAGGAAUAAUUGA
Pyrenophora tritici-repentis Pt-1C-BFP is the source of this 2754-nucleotide messenger RNA. NCBI's taxonomy places the organism in Eukaryota, Fungi, Ascomycota, Dothideomycetes, Pleosporales, Pleosporaceae. The record is from RefSeq and is a predicted model, not a curated record.